CUGACCUAUGAGUGAACCUCUCCGGCAGGAAAUAAGCCGAGUCUCCCCCGGGCUGACAGACGGAGCUGAGCCAGCGACGACACUCGUCGUUAAAUUACCACCACUGUUUAUAGCUAGCUGUAAUUUUUAAGCUAAUAACGAAUAAGGGAGUCGAAACUUUUAGUAACGGACUCGCCGUAAAACGGAAGCAUUACGCCGGCAAAUGAUUCACAAGAUGCCUGGUCAACUCGACAGCAGCCUGAAGCCCAGAAAGAGGAAGAUCACCUCUGAGGUCAAAAGCUCCAGAAAGGCGUCUGCUGCCAGGAGGAGAUGUGUGAAAAGUUCAAAGACGCACUCGGCAGCAGAGAGCGAAUCAGGAGUCAGUGGCUGUGGUACGGCGGCCGACCCUGUGGAGGGACGGUCUCGCAUCAGCUGUGAAUGUCACCAGUCUGCGGGCAGGAGGAGGUGCUCGGCGUCACCGGAGCUCGAGGGACCAGAGGGCAAAGAGAACGAGCUGAGGACGGGGCUGGAUGCGGACGGCUGCAGCAGAGUGAACGGCUUCCAGGACAAACAGGAGCGGGAGGAGAUGGAUUACGAAGAAACCGGCAAAAACAUCUUUCCAGACGACGACAGCAACCAGAUUCUCCCCGUGGAGCAGUUCUUUGGAAACCUGGACGCUGUACAGGACUUUCCUCAGAGACCGUCAGCGACUUCUGCUCGCGCCCACCGGGAGAACAGGCGGCGACAUUACUUCGCACGAGAGGACAGCGACGAAGAGGAGGUGGACUUCUGCAGCAUGCAGCAGGACGACAGAGGAGGCACUUAGAGAUGAGUAACUGCACUGAUGACGGCUGAGGACUCACAGUGACGUCUGAGGAAAGACGUAAAAUCUCUCAGCGGCACUUAGGAAAAAAAUCAGCCAAAUGAAACACGGCGUUCAAUCAGUCCUCGUCUAAUGUGCUGAACGUGUUAAAGUUCACCACUGGUAAUUAUGACUUUGUAAACAGUUUAGUUCUUGUUCUUUAAACUUGGGAAUUGCACAAAAAAGCCAAAUUGUUUUCCACCCAUAACAUCGGGCUGAUGCCUCAAUAUUUCAUGUGUUUUAAACAGCUGCAGUAAUGAGAUUAAUAUGGACACCUGUGAGGAACAAUUGGAGGAGUGAUUGUUUAAUUAUUUAUUGUUAAAUGUAUGCUCACACCUCCCCGGGUUCAGUUGUAACAGGACUUAACCUGGACGGUGUGAUGACAGCACUUUAUAUCGACCAAUCAGUCCACAGAACAUGAGAUGCUUGAGAUUGUCUUUGAGAAGUACCAAAUACAGUGCUGGACUAAAGUCACAAACGUUAAAACUGUUUAUUUUUUCCUCACAAAUCUCCAAAUUAAAAAGGUCUGAAAUUCUAAAUGUAAAAGUCACGUGUUGAUAAAAGCAGCGUAAGAAAAGAUUUCAUGUGAUGAAGGAGCAGGGAACACACACGUCAACAGUGUCAACAUGAGCUCAUUUAAUACCACAAAUGUCAUGUCUGUAGUUUUCUUAUUCACCAAGUGUCUAAUAUUCCUGUAUAUAUAUAUAUAUAUAUAUACACACACACAUAUCAAUAAUCAAUGCAGCUAAUCAUCUUCCCUGACAUGGUUCCUGUUGGGUUUAUAUUUGCAAAAAAAUGACAAAAUUACAAAUGAAAAAUUUAUAGUAAAAAAACAAAAAAAAAAAACCUUGAGGUUUCUCGUCUAAAUCAGAGUCACAGUCGUUGUACUCGAGUUUUUCUUCUGGCCGUCCAAGCAAAUGUUUUAUAUAUUUUUACUGCCUUAUUUAUGUAAAAUGCUUUUCAUAUUCUUCUAUGCAACUUUGUGACUGAGCGAAUGCCUUGUACAGGAAACAGUCAUUGUAAUCAGCUCAUGCGUUUUUCAUCACCGGCCAACACAAAGAAGAAAUAAACAUUUUUCAUGGUU
This is a messenger RNA of Seriola dumerili (greater amberjack), 1925 nucleotides long. It is a transcript of the gene cunh1orf174, whose product is annotated as chromosome unknown C1orf174 homolog. Bases 203 to 805 code for a protein of 200 amino acids. The record is from RefSeq and is a predicted model, not a curated record. NCBI's taxonomy places the organism in Eukaryota, Metazoa, Chordata, Actinopteri, Carangiformes, Carangidae. The transcript is spliced from 4 exons.